This is a messenger RNA of Eimeria acervulina, 482 nucleotides long. RefSeq lists its product as hypothetical. The record is from RefSeq and is a predicted model, not a curated record. Lineage: Eukaryota; Apicomplexa; Conoidasida; Eucoccidiorida; Eimeriidae. The transcript is spliced from 3 exons. The annotation marks the transcript as partial.
GGGAAGGAGAUAGGGGCGGAGGUGCAGUUUAUUGUGGAUAACUUAGAAGACAGUCGAAUGUUUCAGAAGUGCGGGGGUAGAGGGUAUGAGACAUUUAAGUGCGAGCGGUAUAAAUUUAGAGUAGCUAAAAAUCAAAGAGUCUCUCAAGGAGAUACACCCCCUGUUAUUGGGAUUGGACGAAUAAACUUGGGCAAAGUUAAUCUGCAAACUUGCAUCGAUUAUUUACUCAAACCUGAAAACAAAAUGCAGUUCGACUCCUCUACAAAUAAAGUAUUCACGAUGGAAACAGGAGAAGACUUCUCGAUUGUCUAUCAAUCUUUCAAAGGCCAGUGGGGGUUCUCAGGAAGAGAAUUUGUUAUCGCCUGCUGGAGCAUUGAAGUGGAUGCUAAUCGUACGAUAUUAUGUUGCGAGUCGAUUGACUGGGAUGAAGAGAUAGACGGCAGAGUCCCCGACUUAGUGCGCGGCACGUUGCAGAUAGCAGG